Molecule: messenger RNA, 4822 nt
Organism: Osmerus eperlanus (European smelt)
Lineage: Eukaryota; Metazoa; Chordata; Actinopteri; Osmeriformes; Osmeridae
Gene: june
Product: JunE proto-oncogene, AP-1 transcription factor subunit
Exons: 2
Coding region: 746-1792 (348 amino acids)
Biological process (GO): regulation of cell population proliferation; regulation of transcription by RNA polymerase II; regulation of cell cycle
Cellular component (GO): transcription regulator complex
Molecular function (GO): DNA-binding transcription factor activity, RNA polymerase II-specific; transcription factor binding; RNA polymerase II cis-regulatory region sequence-specific DNA binding
Source: RefSeq, a predicted model, not a curated record
AUUGUUAAAAACGCGCCGUCAAAAUGACCAAUAAAAGGAAACCUUUGAACGGAGCGGAGGAGGCGUCAGUAAAUGUGUGACAUCUAUGCAGAGCAGUUUCAGGAACUGUAGAGAAAGGGCGUAUGGUAGCCUAUUAGUAAUCGGCCAAACAGAAAGUCCCACAGUGGAACUGACAGCAGCUAGCGAAUUGAGCUCAGUGUAUGAGGAAACGCAACCAGAGGCAAGGACGAGAGUAUUUCUUAGCAUUACUGUCAUGUCAGUUUUAUAUUUAAAGACAGUGAAAUAUCACACAGAAUCAGCUGGAUUACUUUAAUUUUCCAUUGACGUCUGUAAACAGAAUUUGUAUUUGGACACGCGGAUAUCGUAGCGAAAUCAUCUGUGGACAGAGGAAGACAGUCGACCGGCUUCCAGCCUGCGUGGGUAACGUGUCUACGAUGGAUGGUAUUUUAUGUCACAAUUCGGCGGUCUGACUAAUCCGACUCACCGGGGACCGUUGAGUCAUUGGAUUUUUUCAUGGGAAGAUUAUUUCUCAAACGUUAGUAGGUUAAUGUAAACUUGUCAUUGACUUGCUGGGCUUUCCUGUCAUCCACGGAUCAUAAGACUCUUCGCUAUUUGUGAUAAAUAUCAAAAAGGAACAUCGCCCCGCAAAAACUCUCAACGGCCUUAAAGUUGACGUCUCUGUGGGAAACGUACAAGAGACUUACACCUGAUAAUCAGAUUAUGAAGAUUCAGUUUUACUGUUUCAAUGACGGGUAAAAUGGAAACCCCUUUUUAUCACGAUGACACUCAAAGUGUUCAAAACUUUGGACAUAUUCCAGAGUAUGAACGCUACCAGGGACACAAGAUGCUGAGUAAGAAAAACAUGGCGGCACAUCAUUUCUCAGGUGUCGUCGGGCCCCCCUCUGGUCUAAAACUCUUACAUGGCCAGCAUGGUAGCAAUGGCAAUAUCAAUCCCAAUAAUCUUGGGAUUAACAGUAACACAAACAACUCGCUAAUGCCCUCGACAGAUAUGAACCUACUGAAGCUGGCGUCACCUGACCUUGAGCACCUGAUCAUACAGUCUAACCAGGGUCUGGUAACAACCAGCCCGGUGCCCAACUCCAGCACCAACCCUUUCAUGUACAGGAACCAGGCGACCAACGAACAGGAGGGCUUUGCUGAUGGAUUUGUCAAGGCCCUGGCUGACCUCCAUAAACAGAACCAGCUUGUUGGAGGACCCAUGUCGCCUUCCUCCUCCAUCCAGUCUCCUUACCAGAGAAACAUCAUGUCGAGCGGAGAGAUGCCCAUCUAUACAAACUUGGGCAGCUACAACCCUGGUCAGAUCACAGUGUCCUCAUCGUACCCUGGGAGCCAGAUGCCCUAUCCCACUGCAGGCCAUGGCUCUGGGCACAGUGGACUGGGGCAGGGUGCCCAUCCUCACAAUAGGGGUCUGGAUGCCCCCCAGACUGUCCCAGAGGUACCCCACCCUCCGGGGGACCCCACCAGCUCACCACCCUCCCUCUCCCCCAUCGACCUGGAGACCCAGGAGCGGAUCAAAGCCGAGAGGAAGAAGCUACGGAACCGCAUCGCCGCCUCCAAGUGCCGUAAGAGGAAGCUGGAGAGGAUCUCGCGACUGGAGGAGAAAGUCAAGGUGCUGAAGACCCAGAACUCCGACCUGGCUUCCACCGCCGGCAUCCUGCGCGAGCAGGUGGCACAGCUCAAACAGAAAGUUAUGAAUCAUGUCACCAAUGGUUGCCAGAUUACAGUGAGCUCAGCCACUAUGGCCAAGAGAGGGGACAGCACCAGCUGCUGAGCAACUCUGGUGACAACUGUUUUUUUUUUUUACAAAAUCUGAUCUGCUCUGAGUCCGUGUUUGCAAAGGAACCACGGUGUGGGGAACGAGCGUUCGGAUAGUAAGCGAAAUAUGCCUAGGUAGAGAUGGGGACUACCCCACCGUCGUGUCUCGUCUCUGGUAGAAAUUCUCGCAACACAGUAAAAUAGUUGCGUUUGACUAUACACACCCACCUUCACUUGACACCUAUUUCUGCUACAGUGUGCUUUUAAAAAUGGGAUUUCACCCAACACAGCUAUAUUCAUGCUCAUCCAGAAGGUAAAUCAAAAGGGAAACGUGGUAAGAAGUGGUAAACGGGGAAAGGGGAAAACAAGAAUGCGCCCUCCGUAGUACCGAAUCAGGUAGAACGAAUGAGCGCAGGGCAAAAGGAGUGGGACUUGGGCUGCUUCCUGUUUUACAGGAAGUCAAAGACACCAAUACUACAAGGGUAUUAAACAUUUAGGAUGAAUCUGCGAUGUAUGCUUCAUCGUAGAAUGGGGAGCCUCUUUUUUUGAUCACCCUUUCAUUGAAGAUAUUGCAUAUAGUUCAGCAGACGAUGGAUGUUGCAUCUGGGGUGACCUUUGAACUGCUGUCCGCGAUUCCUUUUUUUUUGGUCAGUGGAGUAUGAGAUUACCUUAUCUUUAUUAUCGGCUGUACCAAACCGAGCAAAGGAUGCACAGUUUUACGUGAAGUAUACUGUGUAUACACGUGCAUCAAAGUUACGGCAAAUGGAAUUUCUUUGGAUUUUCAAAAGAUUUGUUGAAAUAACCCAAUGUUGAUUAACAACGAUAUUGGUUGUAAUUUGGUGUGUGAUAACAGUGUAGUUUUCCCAUUUGUUUGAAUCAUCUUGUGUCAAUGAUAGCAUAAUUAUGUUUGUUUAGUAUUGUACAAUGUGUGUAUGGGGUAAAAGAAAAUCUACUUUUUGAUGAUAAAGCUUAAAGAGUAUUUCAACUCUAAAUGUGUACUAAAUGACUGUGUUAAUGUGAGACUGCAGUUCCUGGUGAUAGACUAGUUUAAAGAGACCAUACCUUUGUACAAUAUCAUACAUGAUAGUAAUAGAUUACUAUUGGAUGUUAUUUAAAGCCAGUGCAUUGUUAAAAUUAUCUUUCAUUCAAAGCAAAGACCUUUUGCACUGUAUUUGCAUCUAGUACUUGGAGGAUCAGUUUUGACGGAUCAAGAACAUAUGCCAUGUGUUAAUCUUAAGCAAUGAUACUGUGUUAACCUUGGACAACACUGUGUCAGAAAGAUACUUUGAGAGAAAUUGGUGUUUAAGUUGCUGAAUUUAAGGACCUUUGGUAUAACAAAAGGGACGCAGCUCAGUAAAGCUAGACUGAAGACGUUAAGGGCUUUUGAUCAGUAAAAGAGGAAUUAGUCUUACUAAAUUUCUGGAGCAAUUUAUUUAUGCAAAAUAUUUCUUUGAUAUUUAUGUUGCCUGUGUAAUGAAAAUGCACAGGAUGUUUUUAGUGUCUUGUUGACACUUUUGGGAAAUAUGAUAUUGCACAUAAGUAAUAACAUUAAAUCAUGUCUAAUAUUUAUCUGUGGUUUUGACAUGGACUGUGUACAGUGUAAUGUUUCUGAAAACUAUUUGAUACUUUAUCUUUUUCUUUUUUUAUUCCUAAAUAGUGCAAGCAAAUAGAAUAUGACUGUCCACCCAUUAUUUGCUAUACUUUUAGUUUACUUACCUUGACAAGAAGUGUGAUAACGUUGACCAAACAAGACCAUUGAAAUAUACCUAUUGUGUUAAUUGAUGCUUAAACAUUCAUCAAAUCUAUACUGUAAGUUAUAUUACAUUUUUGGUGCACUGAAUUUAUUUUACUAAAAAGACAGUGUCUAAAUGGCGGUAUACUGUAUGUACAACUUUAUUCACAUCAAUUUGGGAACAAAUAAAAAAGGACAACAGACAGACAUUCAAAGCUGUCAAAUAGUUGUUUUGGAGUGUCAAUGAAAUAUUUAUUUUUGAACUUGAAUAAGGCUUUUGAUGUCACUAAUUAUAUUUUUGUAUAAAAUGUAUUCAAAGUUCGUAAGUACAAGGAUGAAUUUGAAUAGGCGAAAAUAACUUGUUCAUGUUAUUUCUAUAUUUCCAGUUUAUUUAUUACGGUCGAUGAUGAGGAGCUGUUCGUUAUCUUUUUGUGCAAAAGUGUGUUUACUUGGCGACACUACUCUUUGAUGGAUAAAGUUAUUUGUGUCAGUUUCAGUGAAAUUGUAUUUGAGAGUUUAAGGCUAUUUCUUUCUCCCAUUUCAAUGUCAGAUAUAAAAAAAUCUACCACAAAGUUACAUCUAAAUUGAAAAACAGUGUAUGACUCUUUGAUUCCCGACAAACUGCACUCUCCUUCUGGAAACAUUGGCGUUUGCCUCUAAGACUGCAUUCAUUUCAAUACCUAAUCUUGAAGUGUUUUUACAUGGUUUUGAAGGAAUGUCUAGCAAACAAGCACUGUCUUUGAGCCACUGUUGGCAUCAGUUGAACAUUUUAUAGUGGGCUUGGCACACAGAGCCUGUUUGAAAAUGUAACCCCUUUAACUUGUAUUCUUUCCAACAUGUGAGAGGUCCCCUUAAUCUCUAAACAUUCAGCCCUGUAGAUCAUGCCAAAGAUAAAGGAUAGUUAUUGAUACCUAUAGACUAGGUAUAUAGGUAUAGUAGUGUGUAUGUCAUUGGACUUGAAGCACCCUCUCUGCAGUAGAUGGGGGCAUGUUGAAGAAUUGACAUAUUUACAGUUCUGUGAAUAUCCAUUCAUUACCUAUUAAUGAGUUGUUAAUGGUGAGGUCUCCAGGAUAACCUGCAUAGCUCUUGUCAAAUUUCAUCCAAUCAACGAUUUCAUAUCUGCUUCUGUAAGAACACAGCCACAUAGUGUGUGCGCGGAAGAAAAUGACCAACAGGGCGACUUGCCUUGGUUUAUAUAACUGUUUUCACUGAUUGUUCGGGUUUACAAUAUGCUGUAAGUGUUCAUCGUUUCCUUGAAUGUUUUUUUAAUCUAAAAUAAAAGGUUUCUGAAAACAUGUUUUAACUUGUGUCAUC